AUGAACCAGAGAUCCGUUUCUGGAAACAACCAGUUCCAGAAGGAGCUUGAUGACUUGAAGACGAAGUUGAAGAUCAUGGAGAAAAAGCGGGCGGAAGAUCGUGAGAAGUUAAAGAUGGUUGAGACGUACCGAGCGGAUCGAGACAAGUUCGAGGCUAUCAUUCAAAAACUCAGGGAAAAAUAUCAACCUCAACAACAGGAGGUUACUACACUAAGGAAGCAGUUGAAGGAGGCCGAAUAUAGAGUUGAAGAAGUUGAGAGGCUCCAGGCGGAACAUGAAUCUAUUCUCGAAAUGGCGGCCUUAGAUCGGGAGAUGGCAGAAGAGGUCGCAGAAUCCAUCAAAGCCGAAUAUGAAGCCUUGAAAUUUCGAGCCGAGGAGUUAGAACUCGAAGUAGAGGUUCUAAGGGAAGAGAACGACCAACUAGGCCAAGUCAUGAGCCCUGAAGAAAAGUCAAGUCAGGGGUGGUUACAGAUGGAGAGGACGAACGAGAGGCUGCGGGAAGCUUUAAUCCGUCUUCGAGAUAUGACGCAGCAGCAAGAGGCCGAUCUAAGAUCUCAGGUCAAAGAGCUGGAAGAAGAGCUGAAGGACUACAAUAACCUCAAGGCACAAUACGAGACCACGAAAGCAAAAUUGCUUGCCUCAGAAGCAAACAUGGAGGACCUCAAACAGCAAGUGGAAGCGCUAGGCGCGGAGGAGAUGAUUGAAGAGCUCACUGAGAAAAACAUGCAGUAUCAAGAGGAGGUAAAUGAGUUAAAGGCCGUCAUCGAAGACUUGGAGAGCUUAAAGGAACUGAACGAUGAGCUCGAAAUAAAUCAUAUGGAAUCCGAAAAACAGCUGCAGGAAGAAAUCGAUUUCCGAGAAAGUAUCUACCAUGAUCAAAACCGAAAAAUUAUUCAACAAGAUGGAGUGAUCGAGGACCUUGAAUACACGUUAUCGAAAUUCCGAGAGCUGGUCUCAACCCUACAAAACGACCUUGAAGACAUGCGAGCCUCCCAGCAAAUUACGGAGACUGAAGCAACCGAUUUAUCGAUGCGCUCAAGAGCAAUGAUCGAUUUGAACAUGAAACUUCAAGCCUCAGCAGCCAAGGCCCAAAUCAAAACAAUGGAUGUAGAGUUGGGCCGAAUGGAAGCGGAAGAAUCUGCGAGCCAUUUGUCCAUUCUAAAGCUGUACCUGCCUGACUACUACGAGAGCGAACGAAAUCCGAUCCUUGCACUCCUUAGGUUCAAGCGGGUAGGGUUCAAAGCAUCCGUUAUGAGCAAUACCGUUAGGGAACGACUGUCGGACCCAUCAAUCCGCUUUCCUGAACGAGACGGCUUCUUAGCCUAUGAUGUUCUUGAGAAGCUUACUUGGAUAUCCUUACUCUGCGAUAGAUUUGUCACCUUUAUGGACGGCUGUUCAAGCGAGGAAUUCUCUUCUUUUGAUGGCGCACUAUAUGAGCUUGAACCUGUCGAGCGCAUUUUGAACUUUUGGAUCGAAAGCUUGAAAAAGGGGGAACUGAAUGAGAAGACUUGCGCAGAUGAACUUCAACGAUCAACAGCUCUACUAUCGCAUCUUGCAGAAACACUGAUACCACAACAUGUUGAAGGCCGUGGGAACGAGAUCUAUACCCUAUCCGUCUUAACGCAAACGUACCUCGAAAACAUCGCGUCCUCUCUUUCCCAAUUGAAAUCUAGAAUUCAGUCCAAAAUACCCCCGUCGCCAGAAGACGAGGAAAGCCAGCAUCUUUACAAAAAAAUAGACGCUCUCGUUCAGCAGGCGAGGGGAGUAAAAGUUGCGACUGGCAAGGUCACUCGCUCUCUAGAGGAACUGAGAACCAGGUCCCUGGCCCUUUCGGAAGGAUGCGGCGAGGCCUUUGAGUCUACAGAACAGGCCGCAAAAGAGUUAUCAGCGUUGACUCAGCUCCUUGGAAAUAGUUUCUUGCAGCUUAUCGACGAGGAUGACCGCACUGAGCCAUUUACAUAUCCAGAAGUCUUGACCAACAUGUCCAAUGCAGUAGCUUCUUCCCAAGUAUCCUCCGGAGACAUUGGAACAAGCGACGCCCUUGCAGUCAUUGCGAAUAAACUUCGUCUUUUGACAGGCUAUGUUGAUGAAACGUCUAAUCUUUCCUCCGAUUUAUCCCAGACGGUCGAGUUUGAGAGACGACAAUCUCCCUGGGUUGCCCGCUCAAAGGCGCUCAAGGCGAGUCAAGCGAAGUCCCCAGAUGCUGACGAAGAGAUCCGACGCCUCAAAAAUGAAGUCAACGAGGCCUCUAAUGCACUUGGAGCUAAGGAUAGAAUCUUCGAAGAGCAGUCUAUUAAGAUCGAACUCUUAGAAGCCCGGAUGCGCGAGGCCGGCAAGAAGGCGGCAGCUGUUAAAGAUUUAGAAGCCGAAAUCGAGAGUCUACAAUCAAAAGAAAACGAGUUCAUUGCGCUCGUAGAACGACAAUCUCAGACCAUGCAAGCUAUAGAGCGAGAGCGGGAUGAAUACAGAAGCCGUCUUGAAAAACUCAAACGAGCAUCUGAUUCAGAUGGAAGUACGGGAAUAGGCGGAGCGUUGGCAGGCAACGCCGCAGCCUCUCUGUCGAUCAUGAGAGAAAAUGAAGCCCUACGAGCUGAAGUUACCAGCCUUCAAUCCGCCGUACGCUAUCUCCGAGACGAUAACAAGCGCGCUCAUCUUCUCGACCCAUACUCCGUGCAAAGAAGCAAUCAUAUGCGUGCCUGGCUCGACGUUCCUCUGGUUCGCCCGAAGGCUCCGGUCAAUGAACAUGAGCCAGACUAUAGGCAUAAGCAGGCUGCCGAAUGCCGUGACGUCCUUAGUCAUUUGUUGAGGUUGACCAAAGAAUCGAAAUUUGUAGAUCUCAAGGCAAGUGGCACUUCAGAUGCUACAAACCGUCUUGCGUGGCGCCCUGUCAAAUCGACUCCUCGAUACCAUGUACUGAAGCAACGUGAACAGUAUGAGCAAUGGAGCCAAUGGAAAGACGAGGUCUUUAAAGACCGGAAGGUGAAGAGGGUUUCAAAUCGCAACAUAUCAGCAAGGGGUCGGAUGGCUAGCCAACUAGAUAUCCUGGCAGAUCUAUCAGAGGAGUCUACCUUCACAGACUCUUCACAGAAGGGACUCCAACCGGGUAAAGACGAGGGCGUUAUGGGAAGGACAUGGAAAAUCCUGGGUCUACAAACUGACGGCGACGAUAUUCCUCGCGUAUCUAACGAGCCUCAAAUUCUUGACGAGUACUAG
Molecule: messenger RNA, 3213 nt
Organism: Arthroderma uncinatum
Lineage: Eukaryota; Fungi; Ascomycota; Eurotiomycetes; Onygenales; Arthrodermataceae
Exons: 1
Coding region: 1-3213 (1070 amino acids)
Source: RefSeq, a predicted model, not a curated record